AACGUGAGCACCUGGGAACGAAAACGAGGGUGCUCAGAGGAACGAGCGUUGAUCGUGUGCUCACGCGAAGUGCUGAUUCCAUCUUGUCAGGUGGUACUAUGAGAUAGGAGCUGCCAUGAUUCCUUUCAGCGGAGACAGUGCCUCCCGUGACACUACACUUGAAGGAAGGGACACCACGUUGUCGACCAGCUACUCCAAGGCACCGUCGACGACCACGAAAUAUUCCAGCUCUGGCAACAAGCAGGACGCAAAUGAGAAGUCGUCGUACUGGUGGUUUGUCUUCGGAGCGAUCCCGGUGACAACAUUCCUUGUCGUCACCAUUCCGAUUGCCCUUUUUCUCAAGACAUUUAUUGGGUUCGACCGUGUGCGAGUAUGCGACACCAAGGCAUGCAGGGAAGCCGGGCAAUUCUACGGCCAAAUCAUCGAAAGAGGACGCGCAGACCCGUGUGAUGAUUUUUAUGCGCACGUCUGCAAAAGAUGGACGCACAACGCUAGAAUACCACCGCACUCGAGGAAGUUCUCAUUCGACGACUGGAUUGUGUCGGACAUAGAGAAGACAAUAUUCUCUGAAAUAGAAGCUUCUAUUACUGAACAAGGCCAGAUCAUGAACCAAAUGACACACAUACCGGUGCGAAAGUUCGAGGCUAUUUUUGCUGCUUGCCAGAACGCAGCGGAACGAAAUGGCACUGCGGAUGAAAUCAAGAAGGUCCCUGCCAUUUUAGGACUGGAGCAUUUUCCUUCCCUCGACCCUGAGGGCGAUCCCAAGAUAUCAGUAAUCGCCGGCAGGCUGGCUAAGAACUUUGGCUUGUUCCCGCUUGUUACUGUAGGGCUAAGAGUCGACCCGGAGGACUACUCGAAAGUAGUGAUCUACCUGGACGAACCAGAAACGACAGCUUUACCGAAGUUCAUCUUGUCCACGACGGAGUCGUCCAACUGGCUGCGGCAGAGCGUCUGCGAUGCUAUGCUUACGGUCUACAACAUCGUGCCGUCCAACGAUCAGUGGGAUACGUUGUGCGACAACAUACAAGCAUUCGACAUCGACCUUAUCAAGAGGCUGCGAUACGCCGAGGGCCAUCGUCCGGGUGAUUACUACGAGAGUAAACUUCAUAAGCUGAAAGACUUGGACAACUCGUUCUACUGGAACUGGAUGACCUUCCUGAAGACAAUCUUCGAGAACACAAAAACCAACAUCGGGCCGCAGACAAAAGUGCUCGUUGGAAAUCCCAAAUACAUCUCUGGCUUAUCGCGUUUCUUGCAGAAACAAUCUAAAGACGUCAUCUACAACUACCUCGGCUACCGGGUGCUCCUAAGAUUGGGCCUCCUGUACCGAACCCACGAAAAACACGUCAAGACACUCUUCUACCGGUACCACCUGGGCUACAGAACGGAACCAGAGCGUUGGCGACUGUGCCUUCGAUUUGCUGAGAGAAGUAUGCCUAUGGCAGCGUCAUGGGUGUAUCACAUGUGGAUUAAGAAGAAAUUUGGGCUCAAGGGAGACAAGCUGUGGGUCAAGUUCUUUAACAUAUACCGCAAGCUGUAUGAAAGUGUUGACUACUCGUACGCGUACAGCUACCUCACUACGGCCGACGCAAGAGUAGAAGCUUUCAGAAAGCUCAAGGAUGUGCGGCUACAGUUGUUCUUCAUCAAUGCGACGAUGACGGAUCCACUGUUAAAGCUGUAUGGUGGCCAGGAGACAAAAAUCAACGUCAACGCGCCGGUGCCCGGCAUCUACGAAAUGACGAAGCACUACUGGAACAACUACUUUAGCAUAUCCAAAAACGGCCCAGAACUGGACAUAGCGUACUCGGGAUCCAUCUUCGACAUCUACAGCACGUACCACUACGAUCUGAACUCGCUCUUUGUGUCUCACGGUGCGUUUCACGGGCCAAUGUUUGCAAAGGAUAAGAACUUACUUCUGGACCUGGUGAAAAGCGGAUACCGGAUAGGCAGGAACUUACUGAAGGCCAUUGAUGAGCGCGGAGGCUACAUCGACUCUCAGCAUCAUAGGCAAGACUGGAUGGGGUUCUACACCAGACAGAGGCUCUUGUUCAAUAAGAACUGUGUCUACAAGCAGUACGCAGGAAAGAGGGUUGCGGAGUCCAGACUUCGGCUCAACGCAAAUGCUACGGUGAACGAGGACAUGAUUGACGUGGCCAUCAUCACUCCACUGCUACGGUUCUACCGCAAGUUAAUAUACGAAAAGGCGUAUCCGUUCCCGGACUACAGACUGCAAGGACUACACUACGUGUCCUCGGACCAACUCUUCUUCUAUUCCUUGACUGAGUCGUUCUGCGAGAAGACAACCAAAGAAGCUGUCGACGAAUUAAUCCACAACGGCACGUUUAGUCCGAACAAAUACAGGAUCAACAAUCCUCUUCGGAACUCAGCGCACUUCGUGAAAGCAUUUUCGUGCUCCGAAGGCAGUCACAUGAAUGCUGGGAAGCACAGCUGUGACUUCUGGUCCACUUUCAGAAAAGACUUCUGACAUUUCCACGAAUAAACCUAGCGCACACCCGUC
This is a messenger RNA of Ornithodoros turicata, 2518 nucleotides long. RefSeq names its product neprilysin-1-like. The record is from RefSeq and is a predicted model, not a curated record. Gene Ontology annotation, molecular function: metalloendopeptidase activity. Bases 116 to 2485 code for a protein of 789 amino acids. Gene Ontology annotation, biological process: protein processing. Lineage: Eukaryota; Metazoa; Arthropoda; Arachnida; Ixodida; Argasidae. The transcript is spliced from 22 exons. Gene Ontology annotation, cellular component: plasma membrane.